AUGGCGCUGUCCACUUGGUCUGCGCCAAUGGGCUUCAGUGCUGGAGACCAUGUUGAGAAAUUCUCUAUAUCCAGAGAGCAACAGCAGGAAGAUCACAGAGCUAAGAGGUCUCACCACUGCCCACAUUGUGAGGAGAUUUUCCCAUUUCUAUCAAAGCUAAAAAUACACCUAAAAAUACACACAGGAAAGAAUCUGUAUUCCUGUACAGACUGUGGGAAGGAUUUCACAAAAUUAAAGGUUCUGAUAGUUCAUCAGAGAAUGCAUGAACGGAUACAUACAGGAUUGAAGCCUUACUUCUGCUCUGACUGUGGAAAGAGUUUCUCUCGACUGGGCACCUUAAAAAGACAUGAACAUAUACAUACAGGAGAGAAGCCUUACUCCUGCUCUGACUGUGGGGCAAGUUUCUCUCGACUGGGCCACCUAAAAACACAUGAAGGUAUACAUACAGGAGAGAAGCCUUUCUCCUGCUCUGACUGUGGAAAGAGUUUCUCUAGACCAGGCCACCUAAAAACACAUGAACGUAUACAUACAGGAGAGAAGCCUUACUCCUGCUCUGCCUGUGGGAAGAGUUUCUCUCUACUGAGCAACUUAAAAGCACAUGAACGUAUGCAUACAGGAGUGAAGCCUUACUCUUGCUCUGACUGUGGAAAGAGUUUCUCUCGACUGGGCCACCUAAAAACACAUGAACGUAUACAUACAGGAGAGAAGCCUUUCUUCUGCUCUGACUGUUUAAAAUGCUUCACAACGUCAAAUGACCUAAACGUUCAUCAGAGAACACACACAGGAGAGAAGCCUUACUCCUGCUCUGAUUGUGUAAAAUGCUUCACAACAUACUCUGGUCUUGAAAGUCAUCAGAGAACACACACAGGAGAGAAGCCUUACUUCUGCUCUAAUUGUGUAAAAUGCUUCACAUCAUCAACUAACCUAAAAAUUCAUCAGAGAACACACACAGGAGAGAAGCCUUACUCCUGCUCUGACUGUGGAAAGAGUUUCUCCCGACUGGGCAACUUAAAAAGACAUGAACGUAUACAUACAGGAGAGAAGCCUUACUUCUGCUCUGACUUUGUAAAAUGAUUCACAACAUCAACUGAGCUAAAAGGAAAUCAGAGAACACACACAGGAGAGAAGCCUUACUGUUGCUCUGACUGUGCGAAGAGUUUCUCCCGAUUGGCCACCUUAAAAACACAUCAAUGUAUACAUACAGGUGAGAAACCUCAUCAGUUGUCUCAGACCAGCCAAGAUUAGUCACUACAUCACCUCAUUCUCAUCUCAUAAAGGAAGUGGUAACAGUGAAUUUGAUAACGUUAACACUAUAUUGUAAUCAUAUUUUUGUUCUCACUGUGUUAACUGUGCAGAGGAAAGGGAGCAUUAUAGAAUGCCAUUGGAAAUGAUCAUUCUCCAUCUUUUUUACUACAAAACAUAGAAACACAUCAACAUGUACUUUAGCAUUUUAGCUAAUAAGCAACUUUGCAACAACAUUGCAUGACCAAAAGUAUGUGGACUCCUGCUCGUCGAACAUCUCAUUCCAAAAUCAUGGACAUUAAUAUGGACUUGGUCCCCCCUUUGCUGAAAUAACAGCCUCCACUCUUCUGGGAAGGCUUUCCACUAGAUGUUGGAACAUUGCUGUGGGGACUUUCUUUCAUUCAGUCACAAGUGAUGUUGGGCGAUUAGGCCUGGCUCGAAGUUGUCAUUCCAAUUCAUCCCAAAGUUGUUAAAUGGGGUUCAGGUCAGGGCUCUGUGCAGGCCAGUCAAGUUAUUCCACACCGAUCUAGAUAAACCAUUACUGAAUGUACCUCGCU
Messenger RNA from Salvelinus fontinalis (brook trout), 1799 nucleotides. Its product is annotated as gastrula zinc finger protein XlCGF17.1-like. Gene Ontology annotation, biological process: regulation of transcription by RNA polymerase II. NCBI's taxonomy places the organism in Eukaryota, Metazoa, Chordata, Actinopteri, Salmoniformes, Salmonidae. The record is from RefSeq and is a predicted model, not a curated record. The coding region runs from base 1 to 1074 and encodes 357 amino acids. Gene Ontology annotation, molecular function: DNA-binding transcription factor activity, RNA polymerase II-specific; RNA polymerase II cis-regulatory region sequence-specific DNA binding. The transcript is spliced from 2 exons.